AUGCCUGAUGCAAGUAGUAAAAAAAGCCCUGUAGAAACAAGCAUCCUUGAAUACGUUUUAUCCUUUCAUGGGUCAAAUUGCAAGAAUCGAGCUUCGUUUAUAGCUCUUUUGGUUCACUCAGAACUUUUAUCGCGUGGAGCAAGACCCACAGAAGCUACCGCGCGAACUGCAGUACUUAGUUCGUCCUGUCUUGCUGAAGAUCCUAUUCGAAUGUCAUACGCGUUGAUAUCUAGAACAAAGUCCGACACGUUAUCUACACCGUGCAUCCAACUGCAAGUCUCAGUAGCUGAAACAGACGCUCACAUUUUUGUUAAUGUAACAGACACAACUACUGAUAAAUUUGGACAUUUGGAAGUUUCUGGAAUCGAACAUGUUUGUCUUGAUAGCGUCGAUAAUUCGACUUACGGAGAUGCUAAUAUCGUAUUUCCCCAAUUAGACGAACUGCUGGACUCCUUUGAGGAAAAUCUAUGGAAACCUGUCCUCCCACCACCUCUUUCCUGCCGUCCAUCUGAAACUGAUAAGAAUGAACUUCGACCAAGCAAUGAUGAUUUCCAUAACCAACCACAAAUACCCUUUCGGGGCAAUUUCACCAGAACAGAGCCGUCAGCUGGGACACUACCGCCAGAUUAUGGACGAAGUGACCUUGAUCCUCUAGCAAGUAUUGGAGGGCCAUCAAGAGGUGGUGGAAUGAUUUUAGAUCCAAGGCGCAUCAUACCUGGUAGUCGAGUUGAUAGUGACUCUUUUCUCGGUGGUCCCGAUGUUCUUCCCCCUGGGGCAGUCCCUCCGGGGGCUCGAUUCGAUCCUUUUGGACCCGGUAUAGGACCUGUUAGACCACAUCCUUCAGGUGGUCGUCGCCAUAUUCCAGAUCCUGAUCAUGCCAUGCCUCCUGGAUUCGAUAACUUCUAUAUGUAG
Schistosoma mattheei is the source of this 912-nucleotide messenger RNA. The record is from the annotation of a GenBank genome assembly. Lineage: Eukaryota; Metazoa; Platyhelminthes; Trematoda; Strigeidida; Schistosomatidae.